GUAUAAUCUCUAUCAACAGCCUCAAAUCACUUUUUUGUGCUUAGAUGGCAUCAUCCCUUUGCUCCAGAGCUCUCGUGGGUCAUCGCUUGAUCCGAUUCUCGUCCUCUCUCCCUCGCGAACCCGUGAUUUUCUCUAAUCUUUUCAGUAAGAGAGAGUUUCGUGUACAGGCUGUGUCUUCCCAUGCCACAUAUAAGACCUCUGGUCAGCCUUCUCGUUUAAUGACUUCCGUAGCAAUUGAUGCAAGAACUAAUUUUUCAACACAAUCUCUUUCCACUGAUGAUCCAGUCGUUUCUGUUGAUUGGCUUCAUGCUAAUCUAAGGGAGCCUGAUCUGAAGUUACUGGACGCCUCGUGGUACAUGCCAGAUGAGCAGAGGAAUCCAAUUCAAGAGUAUCAGGUUGCUCACAUUCCCGGUGCUCUGUUCUUUGAUGUUGACGGAAUAGCGGAUCGAACUACAAACUUGCCACAUAUGCUGCCAUCUGAGGAAGCUUUUGCAGCUGCUGCGUCCGCUCUUGGUAUCGAGAAUAAAGAUGGGCUGGUUGUUUAUGAUGGAAAGGGAAUUUUCAGUGCAGCACGUGUCUGGUGGAUGUUCCGAGUUUUUGGGCAUGGCAGAGUCUGGGUGUUAGAUGGAGGCCUCCCAAGGUGGCGUGCAUCAGGUUAUGAUGUUGAAUCUAGUGCUUCUGGUGAUGCUAUUUUGAAAGCCAGUGCUGCUAGUGAGGCAAUAGAGAAAGUCUAUCAGGGACAAACUGCUGGACCACUGACAUUUCAGACAAAGUUUCAGCCACAUCUUGUCUGGACUCUUGACCAGGUUAGAAGAAACGUUGAAGAAAAGACUCACCAACAUAUAGAUGCCCGUUCCAAGCCCAGAUUUGAUGGUGCCGCACCUGAACCUCGUAAAGGAAUUAGAAGUGGCCAUGUACCUGGUAGCAAGUGCAUUCCUUUUCCACAGAUGUUAGAUGCUUCACAGACACUUCUACCUGCCGAUGAGCUCAAGAAACAAUUUAAUGAAGAGGGCAUCUCAUUGGAACGCCCCAUUGUAACUUCUUGCGGCACUGGUGUAACUGCUUGUAUUUUGGCAUUGGGCCUCCAUCGACUUGGGAAGACUGAUGUUGCGGUGUAUGAUGGAUCUUGGACGGAAUGGGGUGCGCAGCCUGACACACCAGUAGACACUUCGUCCUAGUUCUUGAGGCAAAGCAGUCGAAAAGAAGAGUCCAGCUUACGAUCGGACCAGUUUCAAUAUGAAUCUGUCUGUGUGGUAACACUUAAGAUUAUCAGAAACUUUGUUUGACAACAGAAAUAUUGGAUUCUAGAAGUGUAGUUAUGGUUUUUAUGA
This is a messenger RNA of Hibiscus syriacus, 1331 nucleotides long. RefSeq names its product thiosulfate/3-mercaptopyruvate sulfurtransferase 1, mitochondrial-like. The record is from RefSeq and is a predicted model, not a curated record. The coding region runs from base 45 to 1178 and encodes 377 amino acids. The transcript has 13 exons. Gene Ontology annotation, cellular component: mitochondrion. Gene Ontology annotation, molecular function: thiosulfate-cyanide sulfurtransferase activity. Gene Ontology annotation, biological process: transsulfuration. Lineage: Eukaryota; Viridiplantae; Streptophyta; Magnoliopsida; Malvales; Malvaceae.